AGACCGAUAAAUAGCUAGAGCUUUUAUCGGUAGUAAACUACUAGUUAACCGGAAAGUUCAUUUUUGGUAUAUUUUAAAAUUUAACCUGCGGUCACGCUGCCGCUAUACGGCACCAGAAAACUUGCCUAGAAUUUUACACAAACAAAUUACGUGUCUCAAGAAAAAUAUUACAAUAUGGUCGACAAUUUACCGCCCUUAGAGCCAAGUCUGCAAAAUCUUGUAGAACAGGAAUCUCUGAAAUGGAUUUUUGUGGGUGGCAAAGGCGGUGUAGGCAAAACAACCUGCAGCUCCAGUCUGGCAGUCCAAUUGGCAAAAGUACGCGAAUCCGUGCUCAUCAUUUCCACAGAUCCAGCACAUAAUAUAUCCGAUGCAUUCGAUCAGAAGUUUACCAAGGUGCCGACAAAGGUUAAUGGCUUUGAUAAUUUGUUCGCCAUGGAAAUAGAUCCAAAUGCGGGACUCGGCGAGCUGCCUGACGAAUAUUUCGAUGGCGAGAACGAAGCUCUACGUGUCAGCAAGGGCGUCAUGCAGGAGAUGAUCAAUGCUCUCCCCGGUAUUGAUGAGGCGAUGAGCUAUGCCGAAGUCAUGAAGCUGGUGAAGGGCAUGAAUUUCUCCGUGGUGGUCUUUGAUACGGCACCAACGGGACACACGCUGCGUCUGAUUGCCUUUCCGCAGGUUGUAGAGAAGGGAUUGGGCAAAUUGUUACGUUUAAAGAUGAAGCUGGCGCCUAUGUUGACGCAAUUUGUAUCCAUGCUGGGCAUGGCUGAUGUCAAUGCAGACACCUUGUCACAAAAACUCGAUGACAUGCUGCGGAUCAUCACCCAAGUGAAUGAACAGUUUAAGAACCCGGAUCAAACCACAUUUGUUUGUGUCUGCAUUGCCGAGUUCUUUUCGCUGUAUGAGACCGAACGUUUAGUGCAGGAGUUGACCAAGUGUGGCAUCGAUGUACACAACAUUAUUGUCAAUCAAUUGUUAUUCCUGGAAAAAUCCCACAACUCGUGUAGCAUGUGUGCCUCCCGCUUCAAGAUACAGGAGAAAUACUUGGACCAGAUUGCCGACUUAUAUGAGGACUUCCAUGUUACAAAGCUGCCUCUGCUGGAAAAGGAGGUUCGCGGACCAGACAGCAUUAAAUCAUUCUCAGAGAACCUUAUGAUACCUUACAAUCCCAACGCAUCUGCAAACAAAUAGAGAAUGCCGUCGGUUAGGUGCGCUGUAGUUUUAAGCUUCUGAAGAACUUAUUGUGAAUACGUGUGUGGGGGUGAAAUAAAUUCUAAUUAUGCCAGAUAAGCUACAGAUUUUAGCCAAGUUGUGCUGUCUGCAAGAAACAAUUUCACUUUUUGCGCAAUACAUUUUGCAAGAAAAACUGAAUUAAGAUCGAAAAACCUAUGUUAUUUUGAAUAAACAAGUUUUAUAGGAA
Molecule: messenger RNA, 1414 nt
Organism: Drosophila sulfurigaster albostrigata
Lineage: Eukaryota; Metazoa; Arthropoda; Insecta; Diptera; Drosophilidae
Product: ATPase ASNA1 homolog
Exons: 4
Coding region: 175-1185 (336 amino acids)
Biological process (GO): post-translational protein targeting to endoplasmic reticulum membrane
Cellular component (GO): GET complex
Molecular function (GO): ATP hydrolysis activity; ATP binding
Source: RefSeq, a predicted model, not a curated record